AAAAAAGGCAAAAUCAAAAGGCUUUUCGCAUUUGCUCCUUUCUCUUCUCUCUAUUCCAUCGUGAGUUCGUGAAAUACACAGUUAGCAUCUCUUCCUCCGCCUUGCAUGAGCUUCCGCCGCCGUCAUCGCCGCCGCAGACCACCGCCUCCAUGCCAACUACGUCCGCAUCCUCCGCUGUGUGCCUCUCUUCCUCCGAUCCAAUCCUGGACCGCCUCGCCUCCUCCGAUUGCGAGGUGAAGCUCAAAGCCAUCCGAGAGGUGAAGAACCGCAUCAUCGGUAACCGGACUAAGAAGCUCUCCUACAUCAAGCUCGGCGCCGUCCCCGCCGUCGCCGCCGCACUCGUCGAUUCCGACCCCAACCUCAUUGUCCAGUCCGCCGCCACCCUUGGCAGCUUCGCCUGCGGCGUCGACUCCGGUGUCCGCGCCGUCCUCGAUGCCGGAGCUUUUCCCCAUUUCAUCAGACUCCUCUCCGCUGCCGACGAGAAGGUUGUGGAUGCUGCUGCACGUUCUUUACGAAUGAUUUAUCAAUCUAAACUAGCUCCAAAGUAUGAUUUUUUUCAACAGGAAAACAUGCAAUUUCUUCUUUCAUUAUUGAUAAGUGAGAAUGAAAAUCUUACUGGGCUAGGUGCAGGCAUUAUUAAUCAUUCUUGCGAGACGAAUGCAGAACAAAAUAUAUUAUGCUAUGCUGGUGUUUUAGAGAAGCUUACUAGCCUUCUUGAUGGUUCUCUAAGUCAGCGAGAUGCUAGUCUAGAGUCCUUAGUUGCAAUUAUUAAAAACAACUCAAAAGCUGUCUCUAAAUUUGUGGAACUUCAUAGUGGAAGAGCUUUAAGUUCUGUAACUGAAUUAACUAAGGACAGAUAUCCUCGCACAAGGUUACUGGCCUGCUUGUGCUUGAUUUCUGUGAAGAAUUCUUCUUCUUGUUAUCUCCAGGACAUAAGAAUCAAAACCAAAUUGGUAUACAUUUUGCUUGAGCUCCUUGAUGAUUCUGGUCAAGUUGGAGAUGAAGCUUCUUUUGCUUUCUCGAGUUUAAUUGCUGAGAAAGAAGAUUUACACAAGCUAGCGUUUGAGGCAAAUGCUAUAAAUAAGUUCAACUGUGUCUUGCAAAAACGUCCUUUAAAUCCUAAACGGCUUGAAGGGGUAUUUCUGGCAUUGGCUGAUCUUUGCUCAAAAUUGGAGUGCUGCAGGUCUAGUUUUCUUUCAUUGCAGGUCCUAAAUCUAGUAGUUGAUGCCUUAAUACAUGAGGAUGCCAGUGUACGCACUGCAGCUUGCAUUUGCUUAAGAAGUGUGUCACGUUCAAUCAAGAAUUUGAGUGCAGGUCGUUUUAUGAAUGAAAGGGUUGUUUUUCCUUUGGUUCAUCUUCUCUCUGAUCUUUCUACUUCUGUACAGGUUGCAGCUCUUGGUGCCAUCAGCAAUAUAGUGGUUGACUUUAUGCCGCAUAAAUCAACAUUCAUACAAUGUGGGGGCAUUAAAGAGCUUGUGCAAUUGACGAAGUGUAUGGAUUUGUCUUUAAGGUUAAAUGCUGUAUGGGCGUUGAGGAACAUGGUAUUCCUUGCAGAUAAGAUGAGCAAGGAAGGAAUUUUCUUGGAGUUAACGGCGCCUUCAAUGGCUAGCCUUAUCUGUGAUCCUGAACCUUCUGUUCAAGAACAAGCUCUGGCCCUUGUUCGCAAUUUUGUUGAUGGAUGUGUGUACUCUGUUGAAUAUGCUUUUACUGAAGAUGGUAUCAUAAUAGAUGCUGUAGGAAGGCAACUACGAAAAUCUUCAAAAAUUGAAAUUUCGAUUCAGGGGAUGUAUGUUCUCUGCAAUAUUGCAAGUGGAAAUGAAUUUCAUAAGGAAGCAGUAAUGCAAGUACUAUUCCCCCAAGACGAGAAUGAAUCUCACUCUUUCUUGAACCAGUUUUUGCAAAGCAAUGACAGUCGCUUACGCACGGCUGCUGUUUGGGUCAUAGUAAACCUCAUUACUGGUCCUGGUGUAUUUGGUCGGAUUGUAAAUCUGCGUAGUUUUGGCAUUGUUUCUCAAAUAAAGAGGAUGGUCAAUGAUUCUUGCAUGGAUGUGAAGCUUCGUGCCAAACAUGCAAUUGAACAGAUUACUUCUGGUGAUAGUUAAAUGCAAUAAAUUCCUCUGUUCCAAGCCCUUUGGCUACAGAAAAAGAUAAGGGAUAUUGAUAGAGUUUAUUUCCUCGUGUUCACUCUUCAUGCAUACAAUGUGGUCUCCUGCCUUUUGCAUCAGCUUUCAAUAUGGUGGGUCAAAUUGCUUUAGUGUUUCUUUGAGUAAACUCCUAAGUUGGUCUUCCAAAGAUUAUGGUGUAAACACAUAAGCCCUCCAAAGAUAUUUGUCAACAAAAUAGUCUCGAAAGUUCUAAAAUGUAACAUGACUAAAAUGGUGAUACAAGAGAAUGAAUUGGGUAACUGUUUUGUAUUUUUGAAUGGACUAAUUUGAUGACCAAAAUCUUUGGAAGAUUAAUGUGGUGCCAAGCUAAUCUUUUUGAGAGCCUAUUUAGGGCUUUACUCCUUUUAACCAAUCAGAGCAGUGUGAGAGCUUUUCGAUUCUGUAAGCACUCUUGGCCAUCAAAAUCUCAUUUUCUUACUGUGUACCAUAUAUGUAUUACUUUUUGUAAAUCAGAUGAUUAUAGACUCGGUAGAAUUACAGGCUUUAGUUUUGUAAGAUAUGAGUUGUAACUUGUAAAUGUCAAUUUUAGAACCGAGUUUCAAUUUAAUGUUGGUCAGAAUUGUCUAUUUAAGAAACAUUUGAAGGGUAGUGAUUGAGGAUGCUUCUGGCAUUGAUGCAUGCCUUGUAAUUUCUUUUUCAGUCUGAUGCAUGAAUUAAUUGAUCUCUGGUGAGUAAAGCUCACCUACUUAGUU
Messenger RNA from Abrus precatorius (Indian licorice), 2857 nucleotides. RefSeq names its product armadillo repeat-containing protein 8-like. Gene Ontology annotation, molecular function: protein binding. The record is from RefSeq and is a predicted model, not a curated record. Gene Ontology annotation, cellular component: GID complex. The coding region runs from base 150 to 2102 and encodes 650 amino acids. Lineage: Eukaryota; Viridiplantae; Streptophyta; Magnoliopsida; Fabales; Fabaceae. The transcript is spliced from 9 exons. Gene Ontology annotation, biological process: proteasome-mediated ubiquitin-dependent protein catabolic process.